Molecule: messenger RNA, 768 nt
Organism: Rhagoletis zephyria (snowberry fruit fly)
Lineage: Eukaryota; Metazoa; Arthropoda; Insecta; Diptera; Tephritidae
Source: RefSeq, a predicted model, not a curated record
AUGAACGGAUUCAAUGGCUUCGCCAAUGGCUACGCCAACAACACUAAAAAGCUGCGCAAAAACGGCGGCCUUGGCGGGAACAACAACCCCAACAACAACAAUGCCAAUGGCUACGGGAAUCACCACCAGGAAAAUGGGGAAUCUUCAAGAGGAGGAGGAGGAGGUGAAAGUGGCGAAAAUGGUGGUGGUGGCAGUUCAUCACACAAAAAUGGCGGCUACAGCAAUGGCAAUGUUGAUCACCGUCACAAUGGCUCCUCCUCCUCAAUGACCAAUGGUCAUGGCAGUGGAAGCGGAGGAAGUGGGAGUGGCAGCUCUGCCAUGGACUACGAGCCCUCACCUAGCUCGUCGGCGCUAAGCAAGCUAAGCAAGGCAGUCACCUCGCAGCUGGUGGCCAGCAUGGAGAUGUGCUACUUCUGCUUCGACGUCCUCUACGCCCACCUCUACCACAAGAGCUCGCCCUCGCGGCCGACCUUCACCAACAAUCACUUUCCGCUCUUUGUCACCUGGAAGAUUGGCCACGACAAGCGCCUUCGCGGCUGCAUCGGCACCUUCAACGCCAUUCCGCUGCACACCGGGCUGCGCGACUAUGCCCUCUCAAGUGCCCUACGAGACAGCCGCUUCAAGCCGAUUGGCAAGGAGGAGUUCAACAAGCUGCACGUCUGCGUUUCGCUGCUGCUCAACUUCGAAGACGGCAACGACUAUCUCGACUGGGCGGUGGGCGUACAUGGCAUUCGCAUUGAGUUCCGCAAUGAGAAUGGCAGCAAGCGG